Molecule: messenger RNA, 402 nt
Organism: Trichosporon asahii var. asahii CBS 2479
Lineage: Eukaryota; Fungi; Basidiomycota; Tremellomycetes; Trichosporonales; Trichosporonaceae
Exons: 2
Coding region: 1-402 (133 amino acids)
Source: RefSeq, a predicted model, not a curated record
AUGCCGGCACAAGUACUCCGUGACUAUCAUACAUACAGCGAACAACGGCUCCGAAGUGUCGGCGAUGCUGCCGUUGAGCGAGGUCAGCAGACCUUCAGCGAAGCGCGAGCUAAUCUGGACAGCUCCAGGCUUUCCAUGGCAGAGCAGCCUGCACUCAAGCUCCAGAGCCCAUCAGGCGACAUCCUCUACGAGGUCUACAUGAACCGCUUCCCAACAGACCUAGAAUCUCAUCUCUCAGGUGUUCUCACUCGACUUCAAGUGUUGAACCUCCCCUUCCAACAGCAUGUGGACGGCUCUACUCUUGUUCUCGUUGCUACUGUUGACGGUGCACGAGGCACCGCCGCAACGGCGAAGGGACGAUAUGUCCUCUCCGGCAGCUGGGAGUCGGCGCGCGGUCGUUGA